CCAUGGCAAUCGACGCCUUAUCCAUUGCCUACGUGACAUAAGUCCGGCAACAACGCGUGAAUAUCAUCCUCCAGUCACCUCCAGUGGAGUUGUUUUCGUUUCAUCUCUGUCUCUCUCUCACGUCAGUCCGGUUUUAAAUACGGUUCACGCGUUGAACAUUUGAUUGAACUUUUCAUUAUUAAACUGUAAUUUCUUCUGUGAGGUGUUAGUGUAGUGCAUAAAAAAUGAUGUCUUCAAAGAAUCUGAUGUUUAACCGGUCCAGCCGAGAGCUGCUAAAGAAUAUUAGAAGACACAUCAGUAAAACAUCCAGCGCUCCAAAUAGCGAUGCCAUAUCCAGACAAGAUCAUAAACUUGGGGUGAAAAAUCUGGACUUAAACGGCUCUGAACAAAAGUUUGCCAAUGAAAAAUGGUCUGUCCACAGCAAACAGAACAAUAUAAGAGCUCUAUCCACGAUUCAAACAAAAGCAAAACCGUCAGUAAACAACACCCCGAUGUUCUCGAAAGAGGAAAGCAGAGAGUUCAUGGCUAUAUUUCCAGAUAUAGUACGCGAUUUAACGGAUGCCGGAAGGCACACAGACAUUCCGGAAGUAACCAAAAGGUUCGCUAAAGUACUACAGUAUAACGUACCCACUGGAAAAAAGACCAGAGGUCUAUCCACUGUCAUCGCCUACAAGAUGUUGGAACGACCAGAAAACCUCACUCCUGAAAAUAUUAGGCUGGCCAAUAUUUUGGGAUGGUGUGUAGAAUUGCUUCAAGCAUAUUUCCUAGUCGCCGAUGACAUAAUGGACAAUUCACUGUAUCGCAGAGGCCAGCCCUGCUGGCAUCGAAACGAAGACGUCGGUCUAGUGGCCAUUAACGACGGAAUAUUAUUAGAAAACAGCAUUUAUUCAGUACUUAGAAGGUACUUCUCGAAUCAUAACUGCUACGUACCGAUCAUAGAACUUUUCCACGACGUAACUUUGAAAACUUCAAUGGGACAAUCCCUGGACUGUCUUUGUAUCCAAGACGGAAAGCCAAGAUUGGAUCAGUUCACCAUGAAUAGAUACAAUUCGAUAGUCAAAUAUAAAACUUCGUAUUAUAGCUUCCAGUUGCCCGUUGCUUUAGGAAUGUAUUUGGCGAAUAUGUUCGACGCGGAACAGCACAGGCAAGCAAAGACGAUAUUAUUAGAAAUCGGGGAGUUUUUCCAAAUUCAGGAUGACUUCCUAGAUGUAUUUGGAGACCCAGCAGUAACUGGUAAAAUUGGAACGGAUAUCCAAGAUGGAAAGUGCAGCUGGUUAGCCGUGGUAGCUUUACAAAGAGCAACAUCGGCUCAAAGGAAGAUUAUGGAAGACCAUUACGGACGUAACGAGGAAGAGUCUAUUAAGAUUAUUAAAAACUUAUACGAAGAAUUAAAUUUGCCAUCGACAUACGCAGUGUACGAAGAAGAAAGCUUUAAUAUUAUUCGAACGCACAUUCACCAAAUCUCGAAGGGAUUGCCGCAUGAUUUGUUCUUUAAAAUUGUAAAAAAGAUUUACAAAAGAGAUUGUUAGGAAUGUGUAAUUGGUAUAGAAAGUAUGGAGAUAGUUAUUGUCAGUUUCAAUCUGUUACGAAAAUAAUUAGUUACAUGUAUUUGUUGUAAGUCUUAAAUUGAACAUACUGAACGCACCUGAAGAAUCACCGUAAUUGGGGUAUUUUUGGGGAGUUAAUAAUGGGUGCACACCCAUUUAAUCGGUGUAAUAUGAUUUUACAUAUAUAUUUUUGCAUUGGCAUUAUUUAUGAAAUUGGUUUUUUCUAAUUAACCCUUACGCAAUAAAUUUAUUACCAUUUAUUUAUUACGUUAUUGCUGCAGUGAGGGUCAGUGGUUCUUAAUAUGCGUUCACUAUUGCUGCCAAAUCCAAAUACGAAAAUUGUUCAAAGUUUGCUUAAUUCUGUUUAUGAAGUAUUCUUAAGAUCACAAGGAAAAAGGUUUUCCUGUAGCUGGCUGUAUACCAUAUAUUACAAAAAAUCGGUGCCGCCCAAAAUCCCGACAGCCAAAAUCCCGACGGCCAAAACACCGACACGCCAGAAUCCCGACAAGCCAAAAUCCCGACAUGCAACAAUCUUCGCAUAAGUAAAAAUUCCGACUUUUGUUUAAUACUUUUAAUACAAAGUACUUUUGUUUAGUAACAAAAAAUAAAAAACAGAUGGUCAUAAACAAAAAACAAGAAAUAAAUGUAAUUAUAUGUUAAAAAGAAACUUAUCAAACCUGUCGAGAUUCUGGCGUGUCGGGAUUUUGGCCGUCGGGAUUUUGGGGUAGACCCCAAAAAAUAGGUAAAAUCCUCUGUAAAAGGUAUAUUUAUUAAAAUUCCCUAAAAAUGGCACAAAAGCAGAACUAGUUUUCGAUCUGAAACAUUGACUAUAAUUGUGCCAUCAGUGUACCAUCUGACCCUCAAUUGAAUUGUUCACAUGUUGAACGAUCGUUGGCAACUCAACGUUCAGUUGCCAAAGAUCGUUCAACAUGUGAACAACUCAAUUGAGGGUCAGAUAGUACCCUGGUCCUAAUUCAUGUGUUAUCUUAUAUCAUCGUGAUGUAAGACGAAAACUAGUUCUACUUUUGUGAUGUAGCCCUUUUUAGGGAAUUUUAAUAAAUAUACCUUUUAUAAACGAUUUUACUUAUGAUCUUUUUGUGAAAAAGAUCUUACUGUAUAUUUUAAAUAUGUAAUUUACUUAACUCAUUCGCUGCCUGUCAAGAAAAUGGAACUCGCCUAGGGCCGUUCUGUUAAAAGGCGCCUGACUGAUUGGCGCGUGAAUGGCACCUGACUGAAGUAACCAUAUCACGCGCUGGAGUGUGAUCGUCAGCGAAUGGGUUAAAUGACAAGUGGUUAUAGAUGUUUAUACAGUCUAAAUAAAUACAGUGAGUUAAAUAUUGGGUCGAGCUCUCCGUGGGUAAUAAUAAUUAUUGGUUCAAAAGGAUCCAAACUUGUCACGGGUUAGCUCUGCCGGACAAUAGAUUCAGUAAAACACAGGUUUAAUUUAAAUAAAAAUAUAUUUUUGUAAUCCAAUACAAUAAAAUAACAACAAAAUAGUAUUCAAUUCUCCGACUAUUGUCUCCCUUUUGGCACCCAUAUCGAGCCGCUGUUGAUGAAAUCGGGUCUCAAGAUAUCGUUGGUAAGUUCUCUGCAUAGUCGAAUGAUUCACAUUCAAUUGUCUUGCCACAUACCUUUGGCUUGCUCCAUUUUCCGGGAAUGUAACCAUCUGAACACACGUUCCAUAUUUUUUCAUCGUUAUUAAAAAAUAGACUUCACUGUCAGGAGGCCAGUGUACCACGAAGAUAUCUCAGAAACUCUUUAGAAGACUACAACAGUUCACACAGUUCUUAAAACCAUCAAUUCUGCGAAGCUUCGUUUAAUUCAUUUAAUUUAAUUAACACAAAACAAAUUAAAAGAAAAUAGAGAAAUAUAUAAAAAAUAUAGAAUUUCCUAAAUUUCGUGGGUGGCUCGUUUUCUUUGACGCGCAGUGUAUUUGACCGAGAACUAUUUUUUAAAUAGCUUGAACGGUGCUAAUUCAUUUGAAUUUUCUCAUUAUAAUUUUGUGCAUUUAUUAGUGGAGUAUAGACAAAUAAGAUUUUUUACUUGUCAUAAAAGCAGAAGGUAAAGUCUAACAAGAGAACUAAAAGACUCAUUAAUAUUCAGUUCAUCGGGAUGCUGUUGAAGGUGAAGUUAUAUGCAUAAGGGAUCAUGCCAUAAGACAGGUACAUCCCUUGUUUAUGGAAUUUCACUCCUUAAACAAUAGCACCCUGCUAAAAGCUGAACAUUAAUGAGUCUCUUAGUUCUCUUGUUUGACUAUAACAAUUUUCUUUGUUAUCGAAUAUUUGGAUCUGGCAUUUAUUAUCUUAAUAUCUAUCUUUUUCACAUUUUUACAAAUAACACAAAUUAUUUACGUAAUAACACAAGUUAUUACAUACACUUUUAUACCUAUAUAAUUUCUAUAAAUGCUUUUUAUAUUAAUAUUUAUAAACAUUUAAUUACAUCAGUGAUUCAUCAUUUCAUUACAUCAGUGAUUAUUUGUGUUUUGCGAAUAAACUUGAUUUAGCAUGUUAUAUAAGAAUUUUGUAUUAGAUAUUUGGUUUAUAUAGAAAAAGUCCAUGUUUCUCAGUGAUUUGCUAGAAUAUAUAAUGCAAUCCACAAUUGAAUACAAAUUUUCUCGAUAGACUGUUUCAUUUUUUAUGUUAAUAAAAAAUGUUUAAUGUUA
Molecule: messenger RNA, 4209 nt
Organism: Diabrotica virgifera virgifera (western corn rootworm)
Lineage: Eukaryota; Metazoa; Arthropoda; Insecta; Coleoptera; Chrysomelidae
Gene: Fpps
Product: farnesyl pyrophosphate synthase
Exons: 4
Coding region: 225-1529 (434 amino acids)
Biological process (GO): trans, trans-farnesyl diphosphate biosynthetic process
Cellular component (GO): cytoplasm
Molecular function (GO): (2E,6E)-farnesyl diphosphate synthase activity; dimethylallyltranstransferase activity
Source: RefSeq, a predicted model, not a curated record